CUUAAUAGCGGGGAAGAGAAAUUAAUAGGGAGUACUUAAUUGGAAUAUAUCUGCACGUGCAUUGCCAUUUUCCAAAAAAAUCGCGCCCUUCUAACGGAAAACGCAAAAUCCAAUUUGCUUUCUUCUAAACCAUCCUUUCAGUCAUUCACUCAUUUCCUGUGCCCCAUCUCAAAGCAGUCCACUUCUCUUCCCCACUAUUUCCCAAGUGUAAAUCUCUCUUUCGUUUGAUGUGAUCUGAGAAUUCUUUGUUUUCAGGGCAUAUACCUCCAGGUCAGAGAAACAGGAAGAAAUGGGAUCCAAGUUCAUAUUCUUAGCAAUUAUGUACUGGGGAUCUCUUUUCUGCUUGACUAGAGCCGAACCCAAUGAAGAUAAACAAGCACUUCUUGAUUUCAUUAAUAACAUCCACCACUCUAGGGAGUUGAAUUGGAAUGAGCAGGCAUUCGCCUGUCAGAGCUGGGUUGGAGUUACUUGCAAUCAUGAUAAGUCUAGAAUUAUAUCGGUCAGGUUGCCCGGGAUUGGAAUGGUUGGCUCAAUUCCUACAAAUAGCCUAAGCCGAUUGUCUGCGCUUCAGAUUCUGAGUUUGAGAUCCAAUCAUAUUUCUGGCCUUUUCCCUUAUGAUUUGCUAAAGCUUGAGAAUUUGACAAUGCUCUCUCUCCAAUCAAAUAACUUCCAUGGUCCUCUGCCGGCCAGUCUUUCUGUUUGGAGAAGUAUUUAUGUCUUGGACUUAUCGAAUAAUGCCUUUAAUGGGAGUAUACCAUCCGCCAUGACAGACUUGACGCACUUAACAGUUUUGAAUCUCGCGAACAAUACAUUCUCCGGUGAUAUUCCUGAUCUUAACCUUCCUAGCUUGCAGAUAUUAAAUCUUUCCCAUAAUAAUCUCACUGGGAAUGUGCCUCAAUCUCUAGAUAGAUUCCCUAAUUCAGCCUUUGCUGGUAACCAGCUUUCUCGAGAGAUCCUUUUUACUCCAGCUCCUUCUGUUCUCCCUCCUGGUUUUCUGCCAAACAAGAAGUCCAAAAAACUUAGUGAAUAUGUACUUUUGGGAAUCACAAUUGGAGUUUGUGGUUUGGGGUUUGUGGUAAUUUCCGUGUUGCUGAUUCUUUCCUGUUCGCGAAAAGAAGAUGAUAAUGGUAUUCCAGCAAAACCACUCAAAAGAGAUGAAUCUUUAAGCAAGGUAGCUUACAGAAAGACUCAGAACGAAAAAGGAAAUGUGGUAUUCUUUGAUGGUUGCAAUCUUUCAUUUGACCUUGAAGACUUGUUGAGAGCUUCUGCCGAAAUUAUAGGAAAGGGGACAUUUGGAACCACGUAUAAGGUAGCUUUAGAGGAUGCAACUACGGUUGUGGUCAAGAGAUUGAAGGAAGUAAGUGUGAGGAAGAGAGAAUUUGUACAGCAGAUGGAGGCCAUUGGGAAUAUCAAGCAUGAGAAUGUGGUUCCUUUGAGGGCAUAUUACUACUCCAAGGAUGAUAAGCUGAUAGUGCAUGACUACUACAGCCGUGGGAGCGUGUUUUCCAUGCUACAUUGUGAAAGCCUGAAAGGAAGUUUAUAACGGGUUGUCCUAUAACAUCACUAAAUUAGAGCUCAUAGACAAAACUAAAAGAGGUGAAGGAUGGAUUCCUUUAGAUUGGGAAACCCGAGUAAGAAUUGCCAUUGGUGCAGCAAGAGGCAUUGCUUACAUCCAUGGACAGCAUAGAAGGAUGCUUGUUCAUGGCAGCAUCAAAUCAUCAAACAUUUUCCUAAACUCUGAACAGUAUGGUUGCAUAUCUGAUCUUGGCUUAGCAAAGCUGAUAAAUCCGAUUGAUCCUCCACCGAUCAUUCGAACUGCAGGGUACCAUCCUCCAGACUCAAGAAAAGUUACACAAGAAUCCGACGUCUACAACUUCGGUGUCUUUCUGCUUGAACUUCUAACCAGGAAGUGCCCAGCAUACACCACAUGUGGCAACAAUGAGGUUGUUGACUUGGUAAGAUGGGUUCACUCUGUAGUUCGGGAAGAAUGGACUGCUGAAGUGUUCGACGUGGAGCUUUUGAAGUGUCCCAACAUAGAGGAAGAAAUGGUAGAAAUGCUGCAGAUAGGGAUGUGUUGUGUGGCUAGAAUUCCUGUGCAGAGACCAAAUAUGUCGGAUGUCGUGACAAUGGUGGAGGGAAUUGGAAGAAUGAAUACGGGGACACAGCCAUCAACAGAAGAUUCAACUCCCGUUUUGACUCCACCCAUGGCUGAUAUAAAAUCUUCAUACCCCCACUGAUGCAGUCUGUGUUCAUGUGUUCUACAUGAAACAUGUAUGGAGUACUUCUCAGUCAAUUUUUUUAUGUAUUGUUUCCCAUAUUACCUGUUCCAUUCUUAAAAGGUAUUUUUUUAGUUUUUCUUAUGUCAGUAUACAUGCCAACUUUGAGGGUCUGGUUGGAACUAAAAAAUGAUUGAAAAGUAAAAAGGUAGGAAAGUGAAAAUGUUUGAAGAAAAGAAAAUGUUGAUGAAAAUGAAACAUCUGUUUUGC
This is a messenger RNA of Cuscuta europaea, 2486 nucleotides long. NCBI's taxonomy places the organism in Eukaryota, Viridiplantae, Streptophyta, Magnoliopsida, Solanales, Convolvulaceae. The record is from the annotation of a GenBank genome assembly.